AUGGCCAAAGGUGCAAGAGCUUCCACGAAAAAGGCGAACAAUGUCAAGUUAAAGAGCAAGGUCUUUGGACCAGUGGAAACAGACCGCACAGCCAGACUCUCGGAGAAGCUCCUGGCAUUGGCCGCACAGCCCAAGCCCAAGCCAGCAGAGAAGGACGUGGAUAUGGAGGCAGAAGAUGUCGCAACGGAAGAGAAAGUAGUGCCAGCGGCAGUGGCCCAGCAGACAGAAGCUAUGGAAGUCGACUCUAAAAAGCCCGACUCGAAGUCUGGGAAGGGAGAGAUCAAGAGGCGGGUCAGCAAACGGAGGAGCGCAAUUGUAUUCCCCAAGUACAACGAACGGAGUAAAGUCAAGAAGUCGAAGGGCAAGAAGUGA
Molecule: messenger RNA, 372 nt
Organism: Cadophora gregata
Lineage: Eukaryota; Fungi; Ascomycota; Leotiomycetes; Helotiales; Ploettnerulaceae
Exons: 3
Coding region: 1-372 (123 amino acids)
Cellular component (GO): preribosome, large subunit precursor
Source: RefSeq, a predicted model, not a curated record